AUGCACGCUGUCCUUUGCAUCUCAGCGCGGCAUCUUGCCUACCUCUGCCCAGAACGCACAGCCUACUAUGCCAAUCUCGCAUCCACACACCUACACCGCACACUGUCCGGAUUCCGCUCUGCGCUUCUUUCCGUCGGACUAGCCUCGAAGAAGAAGGAAGAUAUCGAUGUCUUCAUAUCAACAGCGCUGUUGCUGCAAUUCGAGCUAUGGGCCGAUGUGAGUUAUCUCGAUAACGGAGACGGAGAUGAAGCAAGCUAUAAACCCAGCAAAGACGCGAUAUUCGCAUACAGCGCGAGCUUGAAAAACACUCUCCUGGGAUAUUUCGAGCCGAGCGACGUACAGCGGUCGAGUGUGAUGACGCAUCUAGUUAAUGAUGGGACGCUUUCCGAUGUCAUCCCAUUCGAUCCAUGCACCACAAUUUACGUGCAGAAUUUCUUCCUGCGGAGAGGGAGAGUAACGAGGGAUAUGGUUCUACCUUCUCCUCUCUCGCCAGAGGAUCUGGCCGAGGGGAUUCGCGGGCAAGGAGAGGCUGUCCCUACGCGGGACGGUGCAUAUACGCCUAUCAUCUCCGCACUCACCCCCCUCCUCAUCUACCUCUCUUCAUCAUACAUGCCGCUGCAAAAUGCCUCCAUGUCAUCUUCCAUGUCAUCUUCCAUGUCAACGUCCACGAAGAUUGCCCGGCACAUCCUGUGCUUUCCGAUCCUCUGCCGUGGCGCUUUCGCAGGCAAGAUCGCAGCUAGUGAUCCCUGCGCGCUGCUCAUACUGUAUCACUUCUUCCGCGCGGCGCGGAUGCUACUAGAUGGUGACGAGUUCUGGUGGGCGAAGAGGCGGGCUGCGGCUGUGGAGCGGGGGUUGGGAAAGUGGCUUGGUAGGGACUAUGGAGAAGAAUGA
This is a messenger RNA of Didymosphaeria variabile, 891 nucleotides long. RefSeq lists its product as uncharacterized. NCBI's taxonomy places the organism in Eukaryota, Fungi, Ascomycota, Dothideomycetes, Pleosporales, Didymosphaeriaceae. Bases 1 to 891 code for a protein of 296 amino acids. The record is from RefSeq and is a predicted model, not a curated record. The transcript has a single exon.